Capronia coronata CBS 617.96 is the source of this 762-nucleotide messenger RNA. RefSeq lists its product as uncharacterized. Bases 1 to 762 code for a protein of 253 amino acids. The record is from RefSeq and is a predicted model, not a curated record. Gene Ontology annotation, cellular component: intracellular anatomical structure. The transcript has 3 exons. Lineage: Eukaryota; Fungi; Ascomycota; Eurotiomycetes; Chaetothyriales; Herpotrichiellaceae. Gene Ontology annotation, molecular function: oxidoreductase activity, acting on NAD(P)H, oxygen as acceptor.
AUGGCUCAAUCACCUGUUGUCAUUGUGACGGGAGGAGGUUUCGGCAUUGGUGCUGCUAUCGUCAGCGAGUUGAUGGAACAGAAUGCACGCGUAGUGCUGGUCGACCUGAACGAGGCCCCCCUGGAAGAAUGCCAGGCCAAACAUGGUGUCGGCAGAGUUCAAUAUGUCGUCGGUGAUGUUAGCCACCAUGAGACCAACCUCAAGGCUGUGGAAGUCGCUGUCAACACUUGGGGUAAGGUGGACGCAGUGGCCUUGAAUGCUGGCAUCAUGGCGCCGGUCAUGAGGAUAGCUGAGGUCGAGCCGGCCGCCUGGACAAAGAUCUUCAACAUCAAUGUGGUUGCUCACAUCUCAAUGCUGAAGGCGGUGAUUCCAGAAUUGAGAAAGACCAAAGGCCGAGUUGCCUUCACAUCGUCAGACGCUGCAGACAAAGUCUCAUUCCCAGCAUGGGGCGCCUAUGGAGCGACCAAGGCGGCGGUCAACUAUGUGAUCAAAGUGGUGACCUUGGAGGAACCGGAUAUCACUGCUGUUGGACUGUAUCCAGGCGUCGUCAACACUCCUAUGGUCCAAGCGAUCUUGAAGGGUGGAUACAACAACGGCAUGACUCAGGAGGAGCUCCAAAGAUACAUUGAGAACAUCACGCCUCGACUGGUGGAGCCUCAUCAGCCUGGCUCUGUGAUAGCAAAUUUGGUUUUAAAGGUAACCCCUAAUUUCAAGGGAGAGAUUAAUUUCUGGGACGACAAGGAAUUUGCCUGCUAUCAAUAG